Molecule: messenger RNA, 1738 nt
Organism: Spodoptera litura
Lineage: Eukaryota; Metazoa; Arthropoda; Insecta; Lepidoptera; Noctuidae
Product: protein amalgam
Cellular component (GO): neuron projection
Source: RefSeq, a predicted model, not a curated record
UCGAAUAAAACCCGAGUGAACGUUGUAACCGUCGUCGCUCCCGCGUUCGAAUUACGAAAACUUUUUAAAAAAUGCGUCGUUCCAGAAUUUGGAACGUUUUUUGAAUUAGUUAUUUUUCCGUUGGUUUAUAAUCUGUGAAGAUGAGUUGGUUAAUGAACUUUGUGAUGAAGUGGUCACUGUUGUUUGUACUCGGAGUUUCAGUGUUGUUUCGAUGUACGGAUUCUGUCGAUCUGCCACGGUUCGUAGGAGCAGGCUCCAACGUCACCGUGGCAGUCGGCAGAGAUGCUGCCCUCACAUGUAGAGUUGAUAAUUUACAAUCGUUUAAGGUGGCGUGGCUUCGGGUAGACACACAGACAAUCCUAACAAUAGCUGCUCACGUCAUCACCAAGAACCACCGCGUCAGUGUCAGCCACGGAGAUGGUGCCUGGACGCUCACUCUCAAAGAGAUCGGACCAUCUGAUGGUGGCAGAUACAUGUGCCAGGUCAACACAGAGCCUAUGAUGAGCCAGACACAUCAACUACAAGUUGUAGUGCCACCAGACAUCGAUGAUGACGCGAGUAGUAGUGAGGUGCUGGUGAAAGAAGGUGAUAACGCGGCACUGAGGUGUGUUGCUUCUGGCGUUCCGCCGCCCAACAUUGCCUGGAGGAGAGAAGAUUCUAGACACUUCAAGAUUAACAACCAAACACUAGUGUCCAAAUGGACGGGCCAGUGGUUGAACCUAACUGGCGUCGAACGAGUGCUGUCAGGAGCGUACCUGUGCAUCGCCACAAACGGAGUGCCUCCUUCAGUCAGCAAGAGAAUCCUGAUUAAUGUGAUAUUUGCCCCGUCAGUAUGGGCGGGCAGAGUUGCUAUACGGGCACCCUCUGGCGGUUCUGUCACUCUCCAGUGCACUGCUGAAGCGUAUCCAGUCCCUCAGGUCCACUGGACUCUGAAUGGAGAGCAGCGGCUUGUGAAUGGUUCAAAACACAGGUUGAGCAUGACAACUAGAGGGUACCGUCACACUGUGAGCCUAAUGGUGGUGGAGAUGUCCAGGGAAGACGCCGGAGCAUACAGAUGUCAUGUGGAGAACAGCCAGGGGAGAGCACAGGCUGAACUAUUCUUACAUUUGUUGACGACCACAACGACAACGACUACAACCACUACGACGACUACAACAACAACUACAACUACUACCACGUUACCGCCGCCGACAACAACGCUGUUACCAUAUGACACAGAAAGACAUUUGGAGCAGCUGCAUCGCGGAGUGCUGGAAGAUCCAGGUCUCGACAACCCGUAUAUUGUUCUAAGCCAACACCAAAUGCAGAACCUUGAAAUGGUGACGACGAUGUGACCUCCGGCAGGGGCGCGCGGCCAGUGGCGCGACGGCUGGCCGCCGCUGCACGACCGUGCGAGCCCCUGCACCGCGAGCUGGACCUGCCUCGGCCUCGCCCUCGCCAUAGUGCUCCAAGCGUGACAUUGAACAAACCAGUGAUAAAACAAAGGUUGUUGAAACGGCUUUCACCAUACAAAAUAUCGUUUGUGACGUAACGUUACCUACCAGUACCCACGAAACUAUGACUUUGUAAAUUAUAAUUGUAAUGUUUAAUUAAACAACGACUGCUGAUCACAAUUUUGUAUUGUUUACUGUAUAUAUUUUAGGGUCGAUUAUUAUAGACGUGGCUGUAAAUAAUUUUGCACGAAGAUAGUCAUAUCAAUUUAUAGGACACGAUUAUAAAUAAAGUAUUGAUUUUUUUU